AUGGAUACUGUUUUAUGCUUUAAAGCAAAUAGCGAACGUCGAGAACAAAUUCGACACAGUAAAAUUAUUGAUCAAGAAAUCCUACAAGAAAGAACAGAGUACUACAAAACGAUUAAGAUAUUACUAUUAGGAGCUAGCGAAUGCGGAAAAUCAACAUUUUUAAAACAAAUGAGGAUUUUACACGGCCAAGAUUUUGACGUCCAAGAUUUAUUGGAAUUUCGUUCCAUUAUAUAUGGUAACAUAAUUCGAAUUAUGAAAGUUUUAGUCACAGCGAGACGAAGUUUUGAAAUUCAGUGGAAAGAUUCUUCUCAUCAAAACUAUGCCGAUCAAAUUUUAAACUUUAAUACUAAAGUAAAUGAAAUUGAGCCGCAUGAAUUUGUCGCAGUGGUUGAUAUGAUUCGGGAGUUAUGGUUAGACGAGGCAAUUCAAGAAACUUAUCGACGAAGAAAUGAAUACAUAUUGGCAGAUUCAACGAAAUAUUUCAUGGAUAGGCUAGAAGUUAUUGGCAAGGAGGAUUACGUUCCAAUUCGAAAAGAUGCUUUAAGGAUGAGAAAGGCAACAAAAACAAUUGUUGAAUUUACCACCACAAUUAAUAAAAUCCCAUUUGUCUUUAUUGACGUUGGUGGGCAAAGAUCUCAAAGGCGCAAGUGGUUACAAUGUUUCGAAUCUAUUACUGCCAUUUUAUUCUUAGCAGCAGCUAGCGAUUAUAAUCAAGUUUCACUAGAAGAUAGAAAAACUAAUCGCCUACUGGAAUCAUUAGAAAUAUUCGGUGCCAUAGUCAACCAUGAGCUCUUAGCUAAAGCUUCUAAAAUCUUAUUUUUAAAUAAGAUUGAUUUACUGGAGGAAAGGUUAACCAUAAGCAAUAUCAAAAAUUUCUUUUCUGCAUUCAAUGGGGAUGAAAAUGAUUUAACAACCGUUAAAGAAUUUAUAUUGCAGCUUUUUUCCAACAAGAUGGAAGCCAAUAAUGACAAUGAUAAAUCAUUAUAUCAUCAUUAUACUAUCGCUACGGAUACUGAAAAUAUUAAGGUGGUAUUCCGUGAUGUAAAACAGACCAUUUUACAAGAACGAUUGGGAAGCUUGUUACUACACUAA
Molecule: messenger RNA, 1092 nt
Organism: Trichoplax adhaerens
Lineage: Eukaryota; Metazoa; Placozoa; Uniplacotomia; Trichoplacea; Trichoplacidae
Exons: 3
Coding region: 1-1092 (363 amino acids)
Biological process (GO): Rho protein signal transduction; adenylate cyclase-modulating G protein-coupled receptor signaling pathway
Cellular component (GO): heterotrimeric G-protein complex
Molecular function (GO): guanyl nucleotide binding; G protein-coupled receptor binding; GTPase activity
Source: RefSeq, a predicted model, not a curated record